AUGUAAACAAAAGUCAGUCUGAUAUUCCAUAUAGGCCAGCAAUUAUUGAUAAACUCUCAAUAAAAUUUAAACUGUGGAGUAUUGGAAUCAGAUGGAAAUUCGUGUGCAAUAGCAGCUGCAAAGUUAAUAAUAAAGUAAUUUGGAUCAAUAGAUAUAACAAAAACUAGCUUAAAUACUCAUAAAUUUGAGAAAAUAAUAAAUUGGGAGGCUUAUUAAUAAGCUAGGGACAGUUAUAUUUAUAUUCGAGAACUAGAAAUAUAUAGAAAUCCCCAUUUUUACCUUUGGACUCGUUUCUUUACUACUGCACCAAUAUGGGAGAUCGAGGAUCAUACAUAUUACAUAAUUGAAUUAAUAGAUUAGGAUUUGAACUACUUUAGUUUCAGCAACAGAAGAGAAUUAAAUAAAAAACAUGCAAUCGAAUAAGUUAUAUUAGAGGGUUAACAUCUAAAAUAUCAUCGAACAAUCGUAUUUCUAUGCGUGAAAGACUUCGAUUAAGGUAGAUAUCACGCUCCAAAAAUGUACAUCGAUACAAUUGGGUUAUUUAAUGGAAUAUAUAGAAGGAGAUAAGAAAGAUGGUUAUGUUACAAUGUUACUUAGGGAAACUAUCCUGAUGGGGAUGUUCUUAAGCAAACUAAUGUUAUAAUAAUACCAGGCAGCACAAGUUCUGCUUAUGAUGAAAAAGCUUGGAUUCGCAGUUUGCAAAAUUUUAUAUUGAAUGUAUAUGAGAAUUACAAUCAUAUAAAAAUGAUGGGCAUUUGCUUUGGAUUUUAAUUACUUGCUUAAGCAUUUGGAGGGAUUGUGGCACCUUGCAAGAAUAGAAUCAAACAUAAAGGAUUUUACUAUUAUGGAAAUGAGAAAAUUAGGAUUAAGAAUGAUUUGUUUAAGAUUGGAUGUUUCUAAGAAUUGGCUUAGAUUGAUAGUAUAAUAAUUAAUAAAGCUCAUGGCGACUUAGUAACUAAAUUACCAGAGAGAUUUAUAAAUUAUGGAUCAUCUAAAACAGCUGAAAAUGAAAUAUUCAUUUCUGAGGAUUUGAGAAUAUUUGGAAUGUAAUCUCAUCCAGAAUACUCAUCUCAAUAAAUUUUAUUGUUUAUAAGUGGAAUUUAAUCAAGUGAAGGAUAGAGGAGUUUUGGAGAUUAUUACAAUGAUUCUAAUAAUAAGCACUUUGUCAAAGAGAAGGGCGAUUAGUUAGGAUUAUUGAUGUGUAACAAUUUUUUAUAAUCUUGA
Paramecium tetraurelia is the source of this 1224-nucleotide messenger RNA. RefSeq lists its product as uncharacterized. The transcript has 2 exons. Lineage: Eukaryota; Ciliophora; Oligohymenophorea; Peniculida; Parameciidae. The record is from RefSeq and is a predicted model, not a curated record. Gene Ontology annotation, cellular component: cytosol.